UCACGUAUAUCCGAACAUAAAAAUACAAAUCAUAUGUUUAUAUGUAGGUUACUCUUUAGUUUAUGGUUUGAUUGGGUGUUGAUUACGAGCUCGGAGGACGCGGAAUGCUGCUUCAUAGUUUAUGUUGUUAGUUCUAAUUUGUGUGUGUUCAAAAUAUUCAUCUGAAAGAUGGCGCCAAUGCGUGGCGAGCGCGGAGGCUCACCUGCGCGCGCGGCCCGCGCCUCCCUGCCCCUCCCGCGCCGCCUCAUCCGCCAGAUCGCGCGGCAUGUUGCGUCUAGCGGGCGCAGUCUGCGCCGGCUCGAGGUCUCCGGGAGAGUUAUAGACAAUUUCGACGAUAUAGAGGACGCCAGUGACAGCGAUCAUGAAGUUUCACAGCCGGCAGUGGCGUGCGGCGGGAACGCCGGCAACCUGCCCCCCGCGGACCACGACGACGACCUCACCAGCCUGAGCUGGCUGCAGGACAGGAACCUGCUGAGGGGUAUAAAUCUAACAAAAGGCGACGUCGAGGACACAAAAAUGAUCGGAAGUCAAGUCAUAAUAAAGACGGAACAAACGACGCCACCCCCAGCCCCCCGCGCAUCCCCCCCGCGCACGCCCGUCAAAGCCCCGCCCUCCCCCGCGCCCACACACAGCAAACCCCCCUACUCCUUCUCCUGUCUCAUCUUCAUGGCGAUAGAAGCGGCGCCAGCGCGAGCCCUGCCCGUGAAGGAGAUAUACGCGUGGAUCGUGCGGCACUUCCCGUACUUCAGACACGCGCCGCAGGGCUGGAAGAACAGCGUGCGGCAUAAUCUGUCGCUUAACAAGUGCUUCCACAAGGUGGCAGCCGCUCCAGGUCUCGGCAAGGGCUCCCUUUGGACAGUUGACCCUCAGCAUCGGUCUACACUAUUACAGGCGUUCGGGCGGCAGCCCAUCCCGGCGCCUUGCGAGGCGGAGCCUCCCGGGGAGGCGGAGUCGCCCCUGGCCAAGAACUCGCCCGACCCGGCGCUGUUCCCGUUCCUGGCGCGCCGCCUCGCGCGGCCGCGCCCCGAGCCCGGCGCCGACGAGUACCUGGCCGCCGCCACCGUGCUCGCCAUGAAGUACGGGCCUGCUGUGCUCGACCAGCUGCCGCCAGCGGCGCACCACCUGGUGAUCUCUCGCUGCGCGCGCGACGAGCACUCGUACUCGGGCGGCGGCGAGGAGCGCCGCACCGCCGAGGCGCUGCUCAACCUGGCCGGCGUCUGUCCCGAGCCGGCCAGCUAGCAACGGUGUCCACUCUAGACAAGUGAGUUCGAGCGAUACGUUGCCACCAUCACUGUUUUCAUUGCGCGGUUAUGUACCGAGCCUUUUCUUUGCGAACAUUAAUUUUUAAAGUGAAACAUUGGACUAUUGAGUUAUAAAAAGUGGCAGCUCUUAUGUUCGAUCGAUUUGAUCAAACGAAAUAUUAUGUGUAAAAUUGUAUAGAUCAAGUGUAACGUUAUGAAACACUUCAUGAAAUCAUGAUACAUGGAUUCGUGAAGUUUUAUGAACUAAAGCGGUUUUUAAGUAUAGUUAAUUUAUAAUUUAAUUUGUAAAGUCGGCAUGCGUCUGUUACUGUGUUAAAGCAAUUUAAUUAUGUUACUGCUCAAUCGCUUCUAGCAAUGGGAAUCUAAUAAUAAGUGUUUUGUAAAGUUUCUCAAAGAAAUGCGCUAGGGCCUAGCUCAGAUCAAGCGGCGACCAAUGAAUCGUUGGCAUAAGUUCGUAGAACUAAUAUUUAAAUAGCGUCUACUGUGACGGUUAUAGAUAAAAAUGUUUACCAUUCUCUAGUCCAUUAAAGAAAAAUCAAUUUUAGAGCUCGCCCUGAGUUGUUGAUACUUGGAUAAUAUUUAAGGGAAAAUAACUCACUCAUUAGUUAGAACUUAGAACCUCUUUUCCAUGCAAAUAGUUCUGUAAUUAUACAUCACAUAACACUAUUACUAUUUAUUUUUCAUCACAGGCGAGGCGGUCCCUUUCGAACGAAGCCUGUAACGUACUUCCGAAAUUAACUUAGUUUUAUCUCUUUUCCUCACAAGUGUGAUGAAAAACAUUGUGUGUGCAACGGGCGGCCAGGAAUUACAAACUAGUGUUAAUUAAGCCCUCGCCUCCGGCUUCGGGCUUCAAUUCACACUCGUUCGUAAAUUCUUGUAUAACGCCCAUAAUACACAAUGUACUUAAUUACGGUAUUCAAAUGCAGCUCUAUAACAACCAUAGUAGCAAUACCUGGCUGUAAAGAGAAUGGGAAAUAGUAGGUUCGUUAUCAAAUUAUAUGACUGCGGUCAGGCACAACUCCGUCAAACUUUACAUACAUUUUAGUAUGGUUUGACGGAGUUUACACGCAGGCAAAUCUGAAAAUUGACCCAGUACUAGGAUCCAUGCAUUUAGGUUUUUCUCCUUAUACAUUUUAAUUACUCAUUCUUAAUCGUAAGAAAAUGUUUUUAUAUAAUAAUUGAAGGUAAUUCUAGUGUUAACACAUUUCCGUCUAUUUUACAAGUAGGUACCUAUUUUGUUGAAUGCCAAAUGUUGCCAGUAUAGUAAUGACUGCACCUUUUAAAAAGAAAAUAUAACGGAAAUGUGAUAAUCUAUAUACUUAAGUUUUAAAAUUGCAUUCUAUUUAUUUAGCUUAUCUGCUGUUUUAUUGAUAAUUUAUUAGCUGAAUUAAUUUAAGGAUAUUUAAUAUUUAUUUAAAUAUUUAAAUAGUAUAAUAUUUUGAUAUACGUUAUCUUUUGUGAUUUCUUAAUAGUUUUUAUCUAUUAUGUAUCCGACUGUAAUAACAUUAAAUAUGGCUGUCAUUUGUGGGGUAUUCACAAACUUUACCUUAGUGUGUAUAUAAAUAGUGAAAUAUGUACUAUGCCUUCAAAACCACUUACUAAUAAAAUAAAAGUUUUCCAGCUAAAAUAAGACGCUAAACUCGAAAAAUUUCAUACACUGACCCGCCUGUUCCUAUCUCUAUUGCACGCGAAUAAAUAUAUAGCUGUCCCGCACGUACAGUGGCAUUGACCGUCGCCAUCGUGGGCGAGACAACAAUACGAGUAUAAUUACGCGCGUGCGAUAGAGAUAGGAAUAGGCGGGUGUGCUUCGCUAAGCCUUCCGUAGUUCCGUACAAUACAAUACUCUUUUAAUUUCUCAUGCUCUGAAAGAGGGUCAUUGUUGUUCUAAAAAGUUUGCAGAAAGUGAUACGUUUCUGCACUCAAGCAUUUUACUUUUUAAGUACGUUUUUUUUACAAUAAACAAUUGGGUUUUAAAUAGAUUUGUUAAACAAUUUCCAUUAUGAUAUUUAACUCCCCAUUCCGUAAAUACCGAUACUUUUACCGAAAUGUUUAAUUGAAAGUACCCUCAAGAAAUGCUAUAAAAAAUUAUACUUAGUCAUGUUUAAAAAAAACAUUUAACUUUCCUCGUAUUGAAAUGAAAAGUAGAGUGUUUAACUCGGGUGAAAGGCAUCAUUUCAGCCUCGAACUAUUGGCGCUCUCACUGCGUUUGCGUGCUAGUGAGUGCCUUUUAUCCCUUGGUUAACAAUGUACUUAUUAUUGCACACCUCACACAGUUUAAGUUAGGUUAAAAUUCGGAUGACUAAUUUAAAUAGUACUCCGUCCUCGGUAUGGAGCUAAACGUGUCGAGCAAUUUUCUACUUUUAAAAAUGUUAAAAUAGGUACUUGAGUGACCAGUUUUAAUAUAUAUAUUUAAUAAGUUUUGUUAUGAUACUAUUUCACUUGGGCUCACACACAUCGCCAGUCGGUAUGCAAAUGUGUCGUUCUCAGAAAAAGGUACUAUUUUGUCGAUCAUCAAUUAGGCUGAAAUAACAUCAAAGAUUAGAAAAGAAAUAGCUGUUAUAGACGAUCGACAAAGUGAUGCAUUUUACUAGAGUAACUGACAUCACUUAAUUUAUAAAAUCGUAUUUAUUUCUGUAAUUAUAAGCGAUUGCGUGUUUUAUAAAUAUUGUACGUAUAUUUUGUUUUAAAUGUGUUUUAAGUUUAAAUUAUGAAAGAAAUUAAGUUACGCAUAGAAUAAUGUUAGACUGAAGCAAUGACUGAUUUGUGAAGAAGCAAUAUUAUUUAUUAGUGAAAUGUAUUACAAUCUUUUGUUUUGAGCCCUGAAGUGGUACUUUUCAUGUUACCGGUACCCGUACCCCGAGUCACUGACAGUGUCAACACUGACAUGUACGCUAACGUUUACGUAAUUUACUUUCUAUACAUCUCGCUCGCACUAGUAUGCGAGUACGAGCGAGAUGCAUAGAAGUAAGUUUCGUCCACGUUUAUGUCAGUGUCAAACUGGUCGUAGCUGUAACUAUUUUAUUUGUAUGAAUUUAUUUUUAACAAAAUCCGACGUGACGUUUGCGUCAUGUUCUACAAAACUUUUUUUGAGCAAAUUAAUCAUGCUAUUUUCGUCUAAAUGCUUUUUUGCCAUACCUUUAAUACUUGACACGGCAAGAAAGAUAAAUACAGGGAUCGGAAACCGGUAUUUGCUCCUUACAAAAAUACCGGUAUUAUUACGUUCUUUUUCGUUCUUUUGUUUAUAAUUUCAUUUUUAAUGGGACGUUUUAAUAAUGCAAAAUUGUUUCCUAAACACAUGAUUCAGUCCUACGUAAUGAGCAUAAAAUAAUUCAAAAUAUUGGGCUAUUUCGGGGUUUUAAAAAAAUACCGGUUCCGAGCCCUGGAUACAUAUAAAAUGACUAUGGUAGUCAAACUGCCAUGUUCAAACAUUUUUAUUCAAGGUUGUAUUACGCUGGGUGAUUUCAUUAUAGUAUUUUUCAAAUGCUUGGGUACGGUGACAGCGGUCAUCUAUACCAUUUUUUUUAUACUACGUCGGUGGCAAACAAGCAUACGGCCCGCCUGAUGUAAGCAGUCUCCAUAGCCUAUGUACGCCUGCAACUCCAGAGGAGUUACAUGCGCGUUGCCGACCCUAACACUCCUCUCCCUCGAGCUCUGGCAACCUUACUCACCGGCAGGAACACAACACUAUUAGUAGGGUCUAGUGUUAUUUGGCUGCGGUUUUCUGUAAGGUGGAGAUGCCUCCCCAGUUGGGCUCUGCUCUAGAUCUGGAAUGACAUCCCCUGUCCUGUGCCCUACCACACAAAGCUAAAUGUCAUUCACAGUGCCCAUACCUCUCUUUUGGACGUAGUUUAAGGACAUACUCGGAGCGAUUUAGAACCUUAAAACACAAAAUCUCGCAAAAUAUUGAAAUGAAAGCUGUUUGAAAAAUUCUAUAAUAUAAAGUUUCAAGGUGUGUGUCACCUUUAUUUAAAAUAGCGUUUUACUCAACAUAAUAAUUAUAAUAAAUAAUUUAUAUUGUAUUCUCACACUCAUUCGUCGCUGUGCCAAAAUUAUUAUAGAACUGUUAUCGUCAUAUUACAAGCGAAUUCAAUUCAUUUGAAUGUAUUUACAUAAAUAAAUUAUAUUAUGUAACGCAUAGAUUAGGCUAUAAGUGAUAUAGUAAUAUGUUUAAUGCUAAAUAUAAAUACAUACAAUUUUGCUGUAUUUAGAGGCGUCUUCCAUCUUUACUCAUUAUUUUCUCGUAGAUAACUGUGUCGGGGAAGAAACGCAUGCGAUUUAACCUAAAUUAGGCCCUUCCUCACUUCGCUCUAAGGAAUCGGUGCUACAAAUCAAAUCAAAAAUCAUUUCUUGUCAGGCAACAAAGCCCCAUAGAUACAUACCUUACAGACUAACAUAGUGUACAUACAUUAAUUUUAAUCUUAAAAACUCAUCAUUCGCUUGCCCUUGUCCCAUUCACUUGGGGUCGGCGUAGCAUGUCUUUUUCUUCCAUACUCUAGUAGAAUCUGCAUCUUCUCAAAUGAUUUUUUUCGCCAAAGAGCCUAAUCUGUUAAACAACAGCCUUUGUUCCUUUUCUGUGUGCGCAUGCCCAUUGUUGGUGAGCGCAUGCCACUCGUUAAUACACAAUGGCUUUUGUUUAACAGAUUAGGAUUUGGCGAAAAAAUCAUUUGUGAAGAUGCAGACUAUAGUAAGAGAGAAACUUCUCUUUUCAGAUAUGCCCUAAGUAAUUCCCAUUUUGAUUUAUUUAAAUUUACUGACAGUUUUCAUAUGUUGAGGGAAAAGUGGGAACAGAUGACUACUUUCUGGUGUUUUUAGGGUUCCGUACCCAAAGGGUAAAAACGGGACCCUAUUACUAAGACUCCGCUGUACUUCUGUCACCAGGCUGUAUCUCAUGAACCGUGAUACACAAGAUGACAGUUGAUGACAGUUGAAAUUUUCACAGAUGAUGUAUUUCUGUUUCCACUAUAACAACAAAUACUAAAAAGUGCGGAACCCUCGGUGCGCGAGUCCGACUCGCAUUUGGCCGGUUUUUGUUCCUAAUAUGAAAAGAAAAUCAAUAAGGUUUAUAGUCCCAUGUAGUUUGUUCCCCGGCUGUAGGAAACUAGCCUUUCUUUCGGUGGUAUAAGGAACGUAGAUGAAACUUUACAGCAAUAAUUAGUACAUAAUUGUAGUAGUAUUUUGCUGGUAGAUGCUACUUACAUGAUAUAAUAUGUGUGAUACAUUACAUUGCGAUUUCUUUAUAGUGUGCUAUAUUUUACGUUUCUUAUGUAUGAACGAUUAAAUUGUAUAGUAUGCGGUCUAACUACUGAGCUCGUCCAUUUACCUUCACUGACAAUGGCAUUCUGUUAAACAAAAGCCAUUAUUUCUUUUGUGCCUGAGCGCGUGGCCUUUGUGCCUGAUCGCGUGGCUAUUGUGUGGGAGCCUCAGGCACAAAGGCCACGCGCUCAGGCACAAAAGACAUAAUGGCUUUUGUUUAACAUAUUGCCAUUGUUAGUACGUAAGUGAACGAGCUCAGUAGAGAUAGCGUUAACUAUAUAUCAAAUCAAUUGUUCAUAUAUAAGUAAUGCAGUUAAAAAAAAGGUUAUAUCAAUAUGAUAUUAAAAUUGUUGCGGCUUUCAAGUAAUCGUGAAUCAGAAUAAUUUAAUAUAAUUUAUUAAUAAGUUAUGUGACUCUGUUAUUAUUUAGGUAGUUGUAGUUGGUAUUGGUUUUUUGAAAGAGAACUUUGUUAGAGAAUACUUCUCGUAAUAUUUAAUUUUAUUUAGAAUAAUUUUAUUGUUUUAUGGCUCGUGUUAAGGUGUUGCCAUUAAAUCAUGCGUGCUUGUGAAGCGGUGUCUGCAUGGUUGCAUUUUUAUCACCUGUUACUUUCGCACUUACCUACUUGUUAGAACGUGACAGGCAUGGUGACAGGCGAUAAAAAUGCUACCGUGCUAAACCCGCUGGUUUUAGAAAAAUGUAUUAUUAAAGUGUCAAAUAGAUUGUCAAGAAUCAGUGGAAUCAACUCCCGUGACGAAUCCAAUUGCCAGGACCUCAUAAUUACGUCGAAAAUAUUUGACAAAAAAAAAUCGGAUCACAUUCUAUAGUAAAAUUAAUCCUAAGAAUUCCUAAGUGACAUUUUAAAAUAUAUUUAACGGCCUAGCCUAGUCGCCCACUACCAAGGGUCUGACACUCUUUGAUAGAGAAAGAUAGUCUUAUUGUGAUUCCUAUAAGAGGAAAGAGAAAAUAGUGCCAUGCUUUGUCCUUAUCACCGACCGGUUGGCAACAUAGGUAGGAGGCGAUGGCGAAAUACCGAAAUUUAUAAGAGUGAAAGAGAAAAAAGGCGUGCGCGGAGCCGAAGCCAACACGUAGAUGCCCUGUUGACACUUUAAUGAAAUGUAAGGGGUACACCGAGCGGUUGCUGCCCUUGCCUGUGUCAUGGGACGCACGCAGAGGCAGCACCCGCCAGGGUGUAAGGACUAUUGAGAGUUAAUGGAAUCUAAAAUGAAGUAGGUUAUUGGGUGAAAGCGAUGGACUAAGUACUGAGCUAAGGGAUAUUAUUUUUUUGAAAUAAAUAAAAAACCUGUUUGUAUAGUGGCAACACCGCUGCAUGCUUGUAUAUUUAAGUAAAUAAAUUGUUGUUGUUGAUAUUUUCCGGCUUGUGAAACACCACUUUAUUAAUAUUAUUGCUAUUGUUGAGUUAUUGUCAAAUUUUUAUUUGUCCUAAAAUCUUUUGUCUUUGUACAUAUUCAUUAAAUAAAUUAUGUACCGAGG
Cydia strobilella is the source of this 8006-nucleotide messenger RNA. Its product is annotated as forkhead box protein N3-like. NCBI's taxonomy places the organism in Eukaryota, Metazoa, Arthropoda, Insecta, Lepidoptera, Tortricidae. Gene Ontology annotation, molecular function: cis-regulatory region sequence-specific DNA binding; DNA-binding transcription factor activity. Bases 169 to 1239 code for a protein of 356 amino acids. Gene Ontology annotation, cellular component: nucleus. The transcript is spliced from 9 exons. The record is from RefSeq and is a predicted model, not a curated record. Gene Ontology annotation, biological process: regulation of DNA-templated transcription.